Rubroshorea leprosula is the source of this 3256-nucleotide messenger RNA. The record is from the annotation of a GenBank genome assembly. NCBI's taxonomy places the organism in Eukaryota, Viridiplantae, Streptophyta, Magnoliopsida, Malvales, Dipterocarpaceae.
AUUGGUUAAAAAUAAAAAAUGUUUAUAUUCCGAUAAGGCGGGAUUAGAGGGGGCGUCAUUUUGGCUUUGUUCGCAUGUCAGAGGUCUCAGAUGUGACGGACAUAGAGAGGAAAUUGAAUCAAAUAUGGCUGGGUUCCUACCAUCUUAAGGUGAAGUUGGUAGACAAUAUGAAAAGAGGGAAGGAAGGGACAAUGGUGGUGGCAGGGAAUAUGGUUGCAAUUGAGGAUGGAAAUUUUUCGGCUCAUGACUUAAAGCAAGUUUCUGUACUAAAGGAGAAGGAGCCAACAAGGAAGAGGAUUGUAGAAGAUGGUAUAAAGUCCAAAGACUCAGAAGUGGUGCCGGAGACAAGGCACGAAGGGUCAUCUCAGACAGUAUCAAUCGGUAGGGCUGCAACGAGAUGCCUUUCAAAACCUGAAUUGGUUUUAAAUUUUUCUCCUACUGAGGAGGAGGGGGCAUGGUUGAAACGAAGUUGGGGGGCCAUGGUGAGAUCAUUAGAGAUGGUGAAGCAAAUACAGAACAGAUUCAAUGUUGAUGGGGUAAAGGUCACAGUGGCUUUGCUUGGGGUCGUCAGUGGAGGAGGAGUGGAGGAUGGACCUAGAUCGGUGGCUGGCUGGAGAGCGGCGAAAUCCAGCAACAGAAUCGAUUCAGAAGAUUCUAGCAACGGUUACAAUAAUUUUAAUUUGAAUGAGGAUGGACUUUUGGGUGAUGAUGUCACUGAAUUGGCCAAGGAAGUCGCAGCAACGGAUCUUGAUGUGCAUGCAUGUUUAAAUGGGCAAGGAGUUUUGGCGGAAAAACAGGCCGAAGGUGGCAAAAUGGUGCCAGCUGGGACACAACAUUGUCGGUGUGAUCGAGAAAAGAAAUACAAAUCUGUGGAUGAGAUCUAUGUUGGGGGCAGUGGUGUGAAGGAACCGAGAGAUAUAGAGCCUUCGUGGGUUACGGAGAGAACAAAGCUUAGAAGGGACAAAAGGGAAAGAGUACAGAUGCAACAGCUGGAGUUGGAUGAAGUGCGUAAACUAUUUGAGAUGGGGCAACGUCUAGGAGUUCAGUGUCAACAGAAUGAAGUAGAGGUGCUCACAAGGUUGACAGCCUUAGAAAAGAGGGAUGCUGUCAAUUUAAAAGGUGAUUACAGAUUCGGUGCCUGUGGUGGAAAAAAGAAGGCUUUGUUGUGGGAGGAGAUUAGGGGUUUAGUGUUGGAACAAGGUAGGAGGUGGCUUUUAGCAGGGGAUUUUAACGCUGUUCGAAGUAUAAUAGAAAGGAAAGGGAGAUUAGGGGAGACACAGGAUAUGGAAGAGUUUAAUCGAUUUGUGGAAGGGACUGGUCUAAUUGAUGUCAAAUUGAUGAAUAAGAAGUUUACUUGGUAUAGAUCUGAUGGAACCUCAAUGAGUAGACUUGACAGGUUUCUGUUAUCUACGAAGAUGAGUACAUUGGAAAGAGAUUGGACCCAAGUUGGGGUACGACGCUCAAUCUCAGACCACUGUGCUAUUAUUUUGAAAUCAAGAAAUGUUGAUUGGGGUCCUAAGUCGUUUCGAGCUCUUGAUGUAUGGCAACAACACCAAGAGUUUAGAGAUUUUGUGAAGGCUAAAUGGGAAAAUAUGCAAAUUGAAGGCUGGGCAGCUUUUAAGUGUCAAAAAAAGCUGAAAUUAUUAAGGCAGGAAUGUAAAAGGUGGAACAAGGAGAUGUUUGGAAAUGUGGAGGUUAGGUUUGAGAGCUUGUUACAGCAAAUUGAGAAGUUGGAUAAAAAAAGUGAGGAGAAUGAUCUAAAUGAGAAUGAGGUUCUGGCAAAUCGAUUGAAAAUGGUAAUGUCAGAUAUUAUCAGUGAUUCUCAGUCAACUUUUGUUGGUGCUGAUUUUGAGAAAGCUUACGAUUGUGUGGAUUGGGGUUUUCUUGAUUGGAUGAUGGAUAGCAUGGGAUUUGGGGAUAAGUGGAGAAAAUGGAUUCGAGAAUGUCUCUCAACCGCAAGGAUUUCGGUGUUAAUAAAUGGAAGCCCAACGAAGGAAUUCUCUGUAUCCAAAGGCCUUCGUCAAGGUGAUCCUUUGUCCCCUUUUCUAUUUUUGUUGGUUGGAGAAGGUUUGUGUGAGUUGGUCAAAAAAGCUGAGUGUGUAGGGCUUUUGAGAGGUGUGGAGAUUGGAAGGGGAGGGGUGGUGUUGUCGCUAUUACAAUUUGCAGAUGACACAGUUUUCAUAGGAACGACUGAUGCAGAAAAUGUUAGAGUUGUGAAAGCUAUUUUGCUUUGGUGGAGAUGUGGAUGUAAAGGGAGGGCAGUAGAAGAGGAAGAACAUUUUCGGGCGAUGAUCAAUGGAUUUAAGUUGAGGAUAGAUAGGGAGGAUUCUUGGAAAUCGGUGCAUAGUAGUGAUGGCUGUUAUUCGAUGAAGGCAGCAUAUGAGUUUCUAACACCGAAUUCUAGUUUUUUUGAGGAGAAAUGGGCUAAGGUGAUUUGGAAUAGAUAUGUUCCUUCUAAAGUGAGUGUUUUUGGGUGGAGAAUGUUUUUGAAUAGGUUAACUACUAAAGAGAAUUUAUGUAAAAGAGGUAUUGUGUUGUCAGGGGACGAUGCGGGUUGCGUGUUUUGUCAUGAGGGGGUGGAGCAACUUCAUCAUAUUCUAUGUGGGUGUAAAAGGAUAUGCUUAGUAUGGAUGAAGGUUUUGGGUUGGUGGGAGAUACAGAGUGUUUUACCAAAUGAUAUGUUUAGUUUGGUGGAGUCAGUGGUGUUUGGUAUAAGUGGAGGAGUUUUGAAGGAUUUAGAGGCUCUAAUGUUUCUGGUUACAGCUUGGUUUAUUUGGUAUUGGAGGAAUAUGUAUGUGUUUAGGACAGAGGUCAUGCCUGAAAAGCAAUUAUUUAAGUCUAUUCAAGCGAAGUCUUUUUUAUGGCUUAAAAACAAGGAACCAGGGUGUGUGUUUUCGUAUACAGAUUGGAUGUUAAGGCCAAGGGAGUGCAAGGAGGCUAUUGUGCAAUAUCGCAAGAAUUUAAAGAGUGUUAGGAAAUUGCAAUGGGAAGCAAUUUGGAAGAGUGCUGAUCAGGAAGGCUAAAGCUCGUUCGAGUGCGUUGGUGGUUUUUUUACUGUUGGAUUUUGGGUGCUGGAAGCUUUACUAAGCUGCAGAUGCAAUUGUAUGCUGCUUUUAUGCUUCUUUGUUCGGUUGUGCUAUUUUUACAUGAUGGCUCUGUUUGAUGUUUUAAAAUUUCGUGAUAUAGUGCAUCUUUGAUUAGUGUAAAUGGGCAGGAGUACCCCUUGUGCUCUAUAUAAUAAGAUUUGUUUUUGCUG